AAAGAAAGGUUCAGACAACAAACAGAAUCCUUACCUCACACAUACUCUCUCACUCUCGUGUCUUGUAUAGCUUCAAAUCUUUCCCUCCACAAGGGAAAGAAAGCAAAGAAUUUAUGGAAACCAACUCAGUUUCCAAGCUUCUGGUACUUGUCUUCACUGUUCUGUUUGUAGGUUCUGAGUUGAUCCAUUGCAGUGUCACCUAUGAUAGGAAAGCCAUUAUCAUCAAUGGCCAAAGGAGAAUCCUCAUCUCUGGCUCCAUUCACUACCCCAGAAGCACCCCUGAAAUGUGGGAGGAUCUAAUUAGGAAGGCGAAAGAUGGAGGCCUUGAUGUUAUCGACACUUAUGUGUUCUGGAAUGUUCAUGAACCAUCUCCUGGCAAUUACAAUUUUCAAGGGAGGUACGAUCUGGUACGGUUCAUUAAGACAGUGCAAAGGGUUGGGCUCUAUGUCCACCUUCGCAUUGGACCUUAUGUAUGCGCUGAGUGGAACUUUGGAGGGUUUCCUGUUUGGUUGAAGUAUGUUCCUGGCAUCAGCUUCAGAACAGAUAAUGGUCCUUUCAAGGCUGCAAUGCAAAGUUUCACUCAGAAAAUAGUUCAGAUGAUGAAGAACGAAAAGCUAUUUCAGUCUCAGGGUGGUCCAAUCAUUCUUUCUCAGAUUGAGAAUGAGUAUGGACCUGAAAGCAGGGCACUGGGAGGUGCUGGUCAUGCAUACACAAACUGGGCUGCAAAGAUGGCUGUUGGAUUGGGUACUGGUGUCCCCUGGGUAAUGUGCAAGCAAGAUGAUGCCCCAGAUCCAGUGAUAAAUGCAUGCAAUGGUUUUUAUUGUGAUGACUUCUCUCCAAAUAAACCAUACAAACCUAGCCUUUGGACUGAGUCUUGGAGUGGUUGGUUCACAGAAUUUGGUGGUCCAAUUUACCAACGACCAGUUCAGGAUCUAGCAUUUGGGAUUGCCCGUUUCAUACAAAAGGGUGGCUCAUUUUUCAAUUACUACAUGUACCAUGGAGGAACUAAUUUUGGACGAUCAGCUGGAGGGCCAUUCGUUACUACAAGCUAUGACUAUGAUGCUCCAAUUGAUGAAUAUGGUUUGAUCAGGGAACCUAAAUAUGGUCAUUUGAAGGACCUUCAUAAAGCUAUUAAGCAAUGUGAACGGGCUUUGGUUUCUUCAGAUCCCACUGUCACAUCAUUAGGAACGUAUGAGCAGUUAUCUUCCAGGCUCAUGUGUUCUCUUCAAGAAAUGGAGCAUGUGCAGCUUUUCUUGCAAACUACAAUUCAAAUUCUGCAGCAAAAGUGAUGUUCAAUAA
This is a messenger RNA of Cajanus cajan (pigeon pea), 1299 nucleotides long. NCBI's taxonomy places the organism in Eukaryota, Viridiplantae, Streptophyta, Magnoliopsida, Fabales, Fabaceae. The record is from RefSeq and is a predicted model, not a curated record.